UCUGAAAUUUAUUUUUUUAUUGAAAAAUAGUUUCUUCAAGUGUAUAUGCCAAAGCUCAAUUUGAUAGGGUUGAAUUUCAUCAUCUCAUUUCUUUUAAUUGAACUGAAUUUAUUGACUUCCUCUGAAGUCCUUUUUAUUGUGUAAUAUUAACAUCUAACUUACUGUAAAUACUGUUAUGUCAUCUCCACCAGAGACUCAAGAUACAGAGUCAUCCCAAAAUCAACCCUAUGAAUCUACGAGUCAUCCAAUGAGAGAAGAGGAUAAUGACGAUCCUCAAGUCGAGUUUUGUAAUCUAGCUAGACGAAACCUUCAACGACCCAGUGACCAUUAUAAUCCACCGCCAAGACGAACUCAUAUUGCCAGUAGGAUUCUUCGUGAACCUUGGACAACAGCAUUGACUCAAUUCUCUAAAGUUACCAAUCUUGUUCUUAAUCCAUACGAAGAAUACGAAGGACCUACAAUGGCCGAUAUACGGAACACUUUAAGAGACCCUUUGGGCUAUGUCAGACAAAGGGAGGAAGGUGCUACCUAUGGGCAUCAUCAAAUGUCCAAUCCGGCACCCAUGAACCACCCACCUCCAGCAUUACCACCUAUUGAUUGUUCUAUUCCUCAGCAACGAGUUCCACCUUUAACUGCGGAGGAAUAUAAUCAAAAAUAUGCAAACGCACCUCGAAGAGUACUUCUUGAGCGUAUCUUUCAAGGGGGUAUUCAAAGUAACAAACUGAGGCGUAUAUUAUGGCCAACCAUUCUUUGCAUUACCGAAAAAUAUAGUCUUGAUUGGAAAGAUUUAAACUUAGUCUACACUUACUAUUCCAACCAAUGGAAAACAAUUUUACCAGAUCAAGAAGCAAGAUUUACUGCCUACAGGGAACGAAAAUCAUUAAUUGACAGAGAUGUUGUUCGCUGUGAUCGAACCCACUCCUUUUAUUCUGAGUCCAACCCUGGAAACGUUGAGAAGCUUCGUCAACUUCUUAUGACUUAUAUUAUGUAUGAUUUUGAUACUGGUUAUGUUCAAGGUAUGACCGAUUUAGCUGCUCCUUUGCUUUAUGUUUGGGAUGGUGAUAUACCCAAAGCAUUUUGGUGUUUCGUUCAAGUGAUGAAACUUUGUAAACGAAACUUUGAGAUGUCCCAAUUAGCAAUUAAGAACCAGUUGAAAGCACUAAUUAAAUUGGUUCAGAUCACUGAUCCCGUUUUUGCACAACAUCUAUGUAGCAAUGAAUCUGCAAAUUGUUAUUUCGCCUUCCGUUGGAUUAUUUGUCUUUUUAAAAGGGAAUUUAUGAAACGUAAAACUGAUGAUUACCAUGAUUGUCUUAUUGUCUGGGAAACAAUUUGGUCCAUACACAGUUUAGCCUCUUUAGAUGAUGAAGAUAAGCAAGAUAUGUUUCUUGACCAGAGUCUUUCACCAUUACUUAAUCAAAUAGGUGCUAUAAAGCGUCAAUAUUGGUCUCAUGAAGCCGAUAACUCAGAUAACUCAUCCAAUGGUAUUAUUGAAUUACCCGAUGCAUCGACUCCAUCUGAAUGCGGAUUUCCGAUAAUAAUACCACCGCCAAUUGAUCAUACCUUUUCCUUUGUGCCUAAAAGUGGGCCACAACGUAUUUGUGAACUUAAAACAGUCGAUGAAGAUGUUAAUGAAGCUAAUUGCCCCGAAAAUUCACCCAAAUCACCUGUAAAAACGCUACCUAAUGCGAUACCCAUUAAAACAACUCGACUCAAACUAAAAACUCCACCAAAACCACGACCUGUCUGUGCAAGUUCACCUAGAUCACCUUCAAGACCAUCUUUAAUGUCAACCGUAUUGUCACCACCAGUCCGAGAAAUGUAUUCACAUCCCAUGCCAGACAAUGAAUUUUUAUUUAACUCAAUAAGUUCUAGAAGUUCAAGUGAUGAAGUCAAAAAGUCACCCGUUCCUGUUGGUAAAGAAGCAACUGAAAACAGACCUUUAGACUCUUCAGAUGAGCUUAAAGCAUAUGAAUUUGAUCAUUUAGCUGAUGGAUCCAACUCAUCAGUAAAUAAAUCAGGAAAAUUAGAAACAUUGGAAAAUAUUGAACUCUUCUGCCUUUGCAUUUCUUUGGCCAUCAUCAGAAGGGAAAGAGACAUUAUUUUAUCUCGUAAAUACGAUUCAUGUGCUAUCCUCAAGCACUUCAACACACUUCAUUUGAACGAUUGUCUUAACAAUAUUUUACUUCAUUCAAUGACUAUCUGGCAUUGGUUAAAACACGAUGGAGGAGAAAAGUCACUUUACAAUGAUGAUGAGUUUAAACCAAGCAAUACAAGUGUAGACGAUUUUGAUUUACUCAAUGACGAUGAUGAAGUUGACUGUCAAAAUUUUGCUGCAUUAGCUGUAUAGAAAGUGUUACAUUCAAUUCAUUUCAACAUAAAUAUCAUCUUUAUCAUCAAACUUCACUGAAUCCAAUUAUAAAGAAAAGGAUAAACAUUUUAACCAGUGAUUUUAAAAAUUCUGAAUCCAAGAACCUGACCCUUCCAUCACCAUUGGUCUUAAAAUAUUU
Tetranychus urticae (two-spotted spider mite) is the source of this 2507-nucleotide messenger RNA. RefSeq lists its product as uncharacterized. The record is from RefSeq and is a predicted model, not a curated record. Gene Ontology annotation, biological process: activation of GTPase activity. Lineage: Eukaryota; Metazoa; Arthropoda; Arachnida; Trombidiformes; Tetranychidae. Gene Ontology annotation, molecular function: GTPase activator activity.